AUGAAGCUCUCUCAUCUGAGCGUUUCUCUCAUCGUUACCGUGGCCGCAGCCCAGUCCUACACUCCUGCCGACCAGCUCGAUGUUCAAUCCCACCUGAUUUCAGACCCCUACGAGGUUUCCAACAAAAGUUACGAUUACAUCAUUGCCGGUGGUGGUCUGACCGGUCUAACAGUUGCUGCAAAGCUUACCGAGGACCCGACGAUCAGCGUCCUGGUCAUUGAACGUGGCUUCUACGAAUCCAACGAUGGCGCUAUAAUCCAAAACCCAAACACUUACGGCGAAGUCUUCCUCACCUCUGCUGACGCCAACUACGGUACCGUCGAUCAGGCCAUCAACAAUCGCAGUCUAGCUAUUAAGUCAGGUAAAGGUCUCGGUGGAUCUACUUUGAUCAACGGUGACUCCUGGACUCGCCCUGAUAAAGUUCAAAUCGACUCUUGGGAGACGGUCUUCGGUAACAAAGGAUGGAAUUGGGAUACUUUGAACAAGUAUAUGAAUCAGGCUGAGCACGCUCGCUUCCCUACUGCUGCUCAGAUCGCUGCAGGUCAUUCAUUCAAUGCAUCCUGUCAUGGUUUCAAUGGGAGUAUUCCUUCUGGUCCUCGUGAUGAUGGAGCUGACUAUACGCCUAUUGUUCGGGCUCUGAUGAAUACCACCGCUGCCAUGGGUAUUCAAACUCAAGUCGAUCUUCUCUGUGGUCAUCCCCGUGGUGUCUCAAUGCUCUAUAACAACUUGCACGAGGACCAGACCCGUGCUGAUGCUGCGCGCCAGUGGUUGCUGCCCAAUUACAAGCGCCGGAAUCUACAAAUCCUCACCGGUCAAAUGGUCGGCAAGGUACUAUUUGACAACUCCGUCAAAGCUACUGGUGUUAACUUUGGUACCAACAAAGCUGUCAAUUUCAAUGCUUAUGCCAAACACGAGGUUCUCCUUGCUGCCGGCUCCUCGGUCUCUCCUCUUAUCUUGGAAUACUCUGGUAUCGGGUUAAAGUCUGUACUUGACGCCGCUGGCAUCGAUCAGCGUGUCGAUCUCCCGGUCGGUCAGAAUAUGCAGGAUCAGACCACAACCACUGUUCACUCUCGUGCCAAUGUGAAAGGCCAAGGACAAGCUAUCUAUUUCGCCAACUUCACUGAGGUCUUCGGUGACUAUACUCCUCAGGCUACCGAGCUUCUCAAUACUAGACUCGAGCAGUGGGCUGAGGAGACUGUUGCCCGUGGUGGAUUUAGCAACGUGACCGCUUUGAGGAUUCAAUAUGAAAACUACCGUGACUGGCUUCUGAAUGAAGACGUUGCAUUUGCAGAGCUCUUCAUGGAUACCCAGGGAAACAUCAACUUCGAUAUAUGGGAUCUUAUUCCCUUUACCCGUGGCUCUGUGCAUGUCCUGAGCAGUGAGCCGUACCUGAUGCAAUACGCAAAUGACCCUCAGUACUUCCUGAAUGAGCUCGACCUACUCGGUCAGGCCUAUUCUACCAAGCUCGCCCGCGAUUUAUCCUCAUCCGGCGAAAUGAAACAGUAUUUUGCUGGUGAGACUGUCCCCGGUGAUAACCUUGCCUCAGAUGCUAGCGCCGAUCAGUGGGUCGCUUAUGUCAAGGAUAAUUUCCGCCCUAAUUAUCAUGCCGUUGGUACAUGCUCCAUGAUGCCUCGUGAGAUGGGUGGUGUUGUGGACUCCGAGGCUAAGGUCUACGGUACUCAGGGACUCCGUGUCAUUGACGGUUCUAUUCCUCCUACCCAGGUUUCUGCUCACGUCAUGGGCGCUUUUUACGGAAUGGCAUUGAUCAUCGCCGAGUCCAUUGUGGCUGAUUAUCAGUCCUAG
Penicillium angulare is the source of this 1803-nucleotide messenger RNA. RefSeq names its product GMC family oxidoreductase. Gene Ontology annotation, molecular function: flavin adenine dinucleotide binding; oxidoreductase activity, acting on CH-OH group of donors. The transcript has a single exon. NCBI's taxonomy places the organism in Eukaryota, Fungi, Ascomycota, Eurotiomycetes, Eurotiales, Aspergillaceae. Bases 1 to 1803 code for a protein of 600 amino acids. The record is from RefSeq and is a predicted model, not a curated record.